Dibothriocephalus latus is the source of this 363-nucleotide messenger RNA. NCBI's taxonomy places the organism in Eukaryota, Metazoa, Platyhelminthes, Cestoda, Diphyllobothriidea, Diphyllobothriidae. The record is from the annotation of a GenBank genome assembly.
AAUCGCAUCAAACUGCCUCUGGAGCACGCACCGCCUCUUGGUUACUCUGCUCCGCUAACUUGCCGUGAUCCCAACACCCCCCAGUCCCUGCACAAUGAUACAUCACACGGCGCCUGGCCUGGACCGGAUCUUGAUUGGUUGUCCGCUACCGCGCCUAUUGCCUCGCCCUACGUGCCACAGCUGGGUGAUCAUGUUGUCUACAUUGUUCGUGGGCACAAAGAGUACCUGGAGAAGGCCUGGCAAGGUGGCCGUGUGCCUCCGUUAGACCGAAGUCAACAGUCGCCCUCCUCUUCCGACAAUGCUUCCCUGAAUUCAAUGGAUUUAGGGCUGCCGUGGGAAGAGCAUCCCAGUCUGCCUAAGUAG